AUGUGGUGCAGACUGGGGCGGAUUGUCAGGAUGGAUCCUGCUCUUCUGAGGGAGCGGGAGCUGUUCAAGAGGAGAGCUUUGUCCACUCCGGCUGUUGAGAAAAGACCUGCUGCUUCUGACUCCAGUUCACACAAAAAGAAGAAACCCAAAGUUGAGAAGGACAGCUCCUCAGGAACCAAACACGGCUCCGAAUCCACAAAUGGCAUCAACAUUAAGACGAGCUCAGGCUACAAGUUCGGAUGCUUGGCCAAAAUAGUCAAUUAUAUGAAAACGAGGCAUCAGAAUGGGGACACUCACUUCCUGACACUAGAUGAAAUUCUGGAUGAGACCAAACUCCUCGACAUUGGCAUGAAGCAAAAACACUGGCUCAUGAAUGAGGCUCUUGUCAAUAAUCCAAAAAUUGAAGUUCGAGAUGGAACGUAUGGGUUUAAACCAAAGUACAACCUAAAAGACAAAAAGGCUCUUCUGAGGCUACUGGACAAACACGGGCAGCAGGGACUGGGGGGGAUUCUGCUGGACGACGUUGAGGAGGGCCUUCCCAACUCUGCCAAGGCCAUUAAGGCUUUGGGGGAUCAGAUCAUCUUUGUUACCAGGCCAGACAAAAAGAAGAUCCUCUUUUACAAUGACAAACACUGCCAGUUUAUUGUAGAUGAAGAGUUUCAGAAGCUGUGGAGAAGUGUUCCUGUUGAUUCAAUAGAUGAAGAAAAAAUUGAAGAGUAUUUAAAGAAACAAGGCAUUUCCUCAAUGCAAGAAACGGGACCAAAAAAAGUGUUACCAGUUCAGAGGAGGAAGAAGCAGAGUGGACAAAGGAAACGGCAGUUCAAGACUCACAACAAUCAUUUGGCUGGUGUUUUGGAGGACUAUUCAGAAGGUGUACCGGCCAAUAAGUGA
Messenger RNA from Knipowitschia caucasica, 891 nucleotides. Lineage: Eukaryota; Metazoa; Chordata; Actinopteri; Gobiiformes; Gobiidae. The record is from the annotation of a GenBank genome assembly.